Molecule: messenger RNA, 1496 nt
Organism: Adineta steineri
Lineage: Eukaryota; Metazoa; Rotifera; Eurotatoria; Adinetida; Adinetidae
Source: the annotation of a GenBank genome assembly
AUGUCGACACCAUCACCAAAGAAACAUAAUCAUAGACGAACACGUUUUACGUGUUGGCACCCAUUAUUACCAGCAUUUUCAGCUCGACUUAUUAUUGCAUUACGUACACUCUUAGGAAUUGCUUGUGUAGCAGCAUUUACACUUUCACCAGUGACUUCGAAUACACUCAAAGGUCAACUUCUGCUUGGUGUUAGUUUUAUAGUUUGUAUAAAAAGUACACUUGGUGCUACAAUUCAAUCAGCUAUUCGUUUAUUUCUUGGCGGUGUUAUUGCUGCUGUAUAUUGUCUAUUUGUAGUUAAUGUUUUUACACCUCAUGCUUUUAUUGGUAUUGGUGCAACAAAUAUUCUUGUUCUUCUUAUUGUUUAUACUGAUUUACCAGUAACUGUUCGUCGUUUUUCAAUUGUACCAACAUGUAUUGUACUUUUACAAUGGUUUACUAAACCAAAUAUAAAUACUUUUUUUGUAUUACAAAUAUGGGCAUCAUUAACAAUUGGUUCUUCAUUAGCUGUAGUUGUUACAUGUAUACCAUUACCAGUUGUACCAACUGCUUAUCGUGAAUUAACAAUGCGUAUGAGAUUUAUUGCUCGGCAAGCAAGGCGUGAAAUAACAGCAAUUGUUUCACUUAUAUCUGAUUAUCAUGAUACACAUUUAAAUGAACAUUAUGGACAUAAACAUCAUAAAAAAAUGAGUCUUACUGAUGAUGAUAAUGGUAUUGAAAUACCAGCUAAUACUUAUCGUGAUGAUGAUAUUAAUAAUUUUUCGACAUCAUUUGAAGAUCUUCGAGAUGAUCAUUUACUUAAAAGUGAUAUACAAGAUUUAAAUUCAUUAGUUAAUGAUGAAUUAAAACAUAUGCAACGUGCGUUAGGUGAAAUUUCAUAUGAACCCUAUUUUAUAUUUUUAAAAUUUCUUAAUUUUAUGAGAAAAUUUUUACGACACAUUCCAUAUAUAAAAAAAUUUAUUAAUACAACAUCAACACUUCAAACACGUUUAACAGUAUGGUCUACAAGUCUUGCUUCGAUACAACGAACAAUUAAUGGGAUAUUAAUGUUAGAUCAUCAUCAUCAUGCAUUUGUUGGUCAACGACAUUUGAUUAAUGCAAUAUGUCGUCUUCUUGAUUCAACAUUUGAUUUUUUGGAUUCAACACUUCCAUAUACAACAGCAUCAACAAGUUACUUUAAUACAGCACAAAUAAUUUCUUGUCGAACUCGAGUUGAAGAAGCAUUGGAGGAUUUUUUUGAAACAUAUACACAAGUACGUGAAAGUCCACAACAUUCAUCUAUGUCAAAUACAGAUGCCAUUGUAUUAAAUACAUCUCUUCUACUUAUUUUACGUCUUGUUCAUGCAACUAUAACUGCUGCUGAAACAAGUGAAACACCUGGUGCACAUCUUGAUACUUUACCAGAUACACCAGUUAAUCCUCCGAAACCAAAAAAACCAUUUAAUUGGAAACAACCAUUUCUUGAUCUUGCUGCUUAUAUUGGUAUUCGACCAUCAUU